This is a messenger RNA of Sorex araneus (European shrew), 12069 nucleotides long. It is a transcript of the gene MKLN1, whose product is annotated as muskelin 1. The record is from RefSeq and is a predicted model, not a curated record. Gene Ontology annotation, molecular function: protein binding. The transcript has 23 exons. Lineage: Eukaryota; Metazoa; Chordata; Mammalia; Eulipotyphla; Soricidae. Gene Ontology annotation, cellular component: cytoplasm. Bases 535 to 2691 code for a protein of 718 amino acids.
CUGUGUCAUGCAAGGAGGCGGCGGCGGCGGCGGCGGCGGCCGGAGCUGGAGGGGGAGGAGGGGAGGAACCUGAUCUCUCCGGUAGCGAAGGGCUGGAGGCAAACACCGAGCUCCCCCAGAGCCGCCCGGGAGCAGGGAGGGCUCCGCUACCUCGGGGGGCCCUCCCCGCGGGGCAGAUGCUCGAGCCGGGCUCCCCCCAACGGGCGUGAGUUCAGUAUCCAGCCUCUCUGAGCUGUGUUCUUGGGGUCAUGCGUCUCAUCCUACUGCCUUUCCAUACAUUGUUGGAUUCAUAACUCACUCCAUACUUGAUAACAUGGGGAUUGGAAUUAGGUAUGUCCAACGUGCAGAGGGCGCAGGGGUGAAUCAGAGGAUGCACUGUUAGUGGGAAGAUGGACAGGAGGAGUCAAGACAAGAGACAAAGAUGCAGAUAGUGGGAAGAGGAAGGUGUCAAACCCACUUGGGCAGACGACCUCAGUAAGCUUGCUUCACUGUGUCUGGCAAAUCAAAGCCCCAAUCAAGGAAGCAGCUCUUUUCAUGGUUUCCAAAAAUAUUUUAGUGGAUAAACCAAAUGACCAGUCUUCAAGGUGGUCUUCAGAGAGCAACUAUCCACCCCAGUACUUGAUUUUGAAGCUUGAAAGGCCUGCAAUAGUUCAGAAUAUCACAUUUGGAAAGUAUGAGAAAACUCAUGUCUGCAACUUGAAGAAGUUUAAAGUCUUUGGUGGAAUGAAUGAGGAGAAUAUGACGGAACUAUUGUCUAGUGGAUUAAAAAAUGAUUAUAACAAAGAAACGUUCACUUUGAAGCAUAAAAUUGAUGAACAGAUGUUCCCUUGUCGAUUCAUUAAAAUAGUUCCACUCUUAUCCUGGGGACCCAGCUUUAACUUUAGCAUCUGGUAUGUUGAACUUAGUGGCAUUGAUGAUCCUGAUGUAGUACAACCCUGUCUCAACUGGUAUAGCAAGUACCGUGAACAGGAAGCCAUUCGUCUUUGCCUCAAACACUUUAGGCAACACAACUAUACAGAGGCCUUUGAAUCAUUGCAGAAGAAAACCAAGAUUGCUCUGGAACAUCCUAUGUUAACAGAUCUGCACGAUAAACUGGUGUUGAAGGGUGAUUUUGAUGCUUGUGAAGAAUUGAUCGAAAAGGCUGUAAAUGAUGGCUUAUUUAAUCAAUACAUCAGUCAACAGGAAUACAAGCCACGAUGGAGUCAGAUCAUUCCCAAAAGUACCAAAGGUGAUGGAGAAGAUACCAGGCCAGGGAUGAGAGGGGGCCAUCAGAUGGUUAUUGAUGUACAAACAGAGACCGUUUAUUUGUUUGGCGGCUGGGAUGGAACACAGGAUCUUGCUGACUUCUGGGCAUACAGCGUGAAGGAGAACCAGUGGACAUGUAUCUCUAGGGACACUGAGAAAGAGAAUGGCCCCAGUGCCAGAUCGUGUCACAAAAUGUGCAUUGACAUUCAACGAAGGCAAAUCUACACAUUGGGGCGUUAUCUGGAUUCCUCUGUGAGGAACAGCAAGUCUCUGAAAAGUGACUUUUAUCGUUACGACAUUGACACAAAUACGUGGAUGCUGCUCAGCGAGGACACUGCUGCUGACGGGGGACCGAAACUGGUGUUUGACCAUCAGAUGUGUAUGGACUCGGAAAAGCACAUGAUCUACACUUUCGGCGGCCGGAUUCUGACGUGUAACGGCAGCGUGGAUGACAGCAGAGCCAGCGAGCCUCAGUUCAGUGGCCUGUUUGCUUUCAACUGUCAGUGCCAAACCUGGAAACUUCUUCGAGAGGACUCCUGUAACGCUGGCCCCGAGGACAUCCAGUCGCGGAUAGGACACUGCAUGCUAUUCCACUCAAAAAAUCGUUGCUUAUAUGUAUUUGGUGGCCAGCGAUCGAAGACCUAUUUGAACGAUUUCUUUAGUUACGAUGUGGACUCUGAUCACGUAGACAUAAUCUCAGAUGGCACCAAGAAAGACUCUGGAAUGGGGAUGCUGCUUUCUACUUCCCUUAAAGGGCUGAAAGUUCCAAUGACAGGAUUCACACAGAGAGCAACUAUCGAUCCCGAGCUGAAUGAAAUACAUGUCUUAUCUGGACUUAGCAAAGACAAGGAAAAGAGAGAAGAGAAUGUUAGAAAUUCAUUCUGGAUUUAUGACAUUGUGAGGAAUAGUUGGUCUUGUGUCUAUAAGAAUGAUCAAGCUGCAAAGGAUAAUCCAAAUAAAAGUCUUCAGGAGGAAGAACCAUGUCCAAGAUUUGCCCAUCAGCUUGUAUAUGAUGAGUUACACAAGGUUCAUUAUUUAUUUGGUGGAAAUCCAGGAAAAUCUUGCUCUCCAAAAAUGAGAUUAGAUGAUUUCUGGUCACUGAAGUUGUGUCGGCCUUCAAAGGAUUACUUGCUGAGGCAUUGCAAGUACCUCAUAAGAAAACACAGGUUUGAAGAGAAGGCCCAGAUGGAUCCCCUUAGUGCUUUGAAGUAUUUACAAAAUGACCUUUACAUAACUGUGGAUCAUUCAGACCCAGAAGAGACAAAAGAGUUUCAGCUCCUGGCUUCAGCUCUGUUCAAAUCGGGUUCAGAUUUUACGGCUCUUGGCUUCUCGGACGUGGAUCACACCUAUGCCCAAAGAACUCAGCUCUUUGACACCUUAGUCAAUUUCUUUCCUGACAGCAUGACUCCUCCUAAGGGCAACUUGGUAGACCUCAUCACCCUGUGACGGAGGGUCCCGGAGUCACUGGACGGACGCGGAGAGCAGGACCCUGCCGGCAGUGUUGGGGCCUCGGGCUCUGGCUGACCGGCACUCAGGCUGCCGCGAGCACUGCGCCGGGGGUGUGAAGGGAUCUUCAUUGUCACAAGUUUCAACCCUCCUCCUUCGUGCCCGACCUCAACCCCGUUCUCCUCACCCCAUUCUUAAAUUAGGCUAAUAAAAUGAAAUUGGUUUACUUUCCAUUUAAAUAUAUACACAUAUUAUUUUUUUUCUUUAACUCCUAAGUAAUGCGUAUUUAAAAAAAAAGAAAAGAAAGAAAGAAAGAAAUCAGGUAGGAUUUCUUUGUCCCCGACUUUCUUUGUUGUUGUUUUUAAAAAUUGGGGCAAGGAGACACUGCUUCCAGACUCGGUGCCGUAAGAAUUGGGGUUUUGUUGUUGGGUUUCCUGGCCUUGCUUCUCGCUCUCCUCUUCCCUUCCCACCUCUCUUUCCCUCACAUCACAGCUGCUUGUGAGUGGUGUCAUUUGUUUACCUCCGCUUCAUUCUUACAGUAUAUAGUUCUGUACAACAAUUGAUGUAUGUUAAGGUGAUAUAUAUAUAUAUGUAUAUAUAUAUGUAUAUAUAUAUCUAUGUCUCUGUGGACUAGAGUCUUGUAUUACAUUAAACACUAGGAGAAACCGGGGGCUUAACUUUGCACUCCUUGUCAUAAAGCUAAAAAACAAAAGCCCAGAUCAGUUCAGGCCCUUAUCUGAGAUGGGUAUAUAGUAUUUCUAUAAUAAUAUAUUUUAUAGUCGAUAUUUCGAUAGCUUUGAGUCACAGAAACCUUAAACCUUAAAAGACAGUACAAUUCAGAUUUCCAAGAGCCAUUCAAAACCUUGCCAGCAGGAGGCUUCUAGUGGUACUUAAAUGUUUAUGAAUAUCUUGGAGCAGUUUGGGGGGUAAAGAUUCUCCUCUGGUCCAGCUGCAGAGGGUUUCUGCCCCCCCCCCAUGCUCUCUGUGGCUUUCAUUUGAGAGGGAGGGUGGGUUUCCACAGUGACAUUUUUAUUUCCAGACAUGUUGGCUCCUUCCAUCUGCUUCUUUGUACUGAUGUUUUUAAGAGUAAUAGCCCAUCGUUGUUUACCAGAAUCCAUCUGAAAGCCAGUGGACUAAGACACUGACCAUUCCUUGUUAAAUGGGGAAAAAGAAAAGUAACUGUGGGGGGGGGGAGGAUUUUUUUUUUUCAUUAAACUAAAGGAAAAUAUAGCAAAUGGGCUUUUCCACUUGGAUUUGUGGGGGGGCGGGGGGGAGAAUAGGAGUUUGUAUUUUCCCGUGACUUAAAAUUACACCUGACCCGCUCUUGUAUUUGCUCAAAAAAUUGCUAUAUGUAACUGAUACCCAGCAUUUAAAAAAUAGACUCACUAGAAGAAACGCCCAUCAGUCCAGAGGUUCUUAAAAGCGAAUGGCUUUAGGAGAUUGAGUGUGUCCCUGAUUAGCAUGUUUCGGCCUCACCAAAGAAAGAAAAGAAAUUGAGUGCACUUUCAAAAAAGUCUCAUGUGUUGGAAUGAGACUUUGAGAUCCUUUUUGCUCUGUCUGUUGCAUCGUUUGACUUCAUGUGGGGAUGGACAGGGUAUAUUUUCCCUAGUUCUAGACUUCAUGGCUCUCCAGGUAUCCAAAGCAGUCGUGGUUUGUUAAACAGUGCGAUCUAUAUCUUACCGUCUGGUGGAAGGUAGCGCAUCUAAUUCCAAAGUACCAAGUGGGGAGGCUGCAGAUAACUGGUGUCUUUACAGGGGAGCGCACAAAAAUCUACUUACAUGCUCCUGAGUAGGCAGCCAAGAACAAAAGACGAGUAUCACCAGUAUUUGAGCUCAUCGAGUCUCAUUUUGAAGAAACAGGUACAAAUCAGAGUUGGUAGGGAAGAACUUGACUUGGAUAAGUUUCUAAAUUUGAAAGCUCAGCUCUGGGGUUGGGGAGACAGCUCCGAGGGCUGACCCACAUGCUUGGCUUGCGGGAGCCGCAGUGUCACUGCCCAGGACCACAGGGUCCCCAGGACAUCUGGGAGCAACCCCCUAGCCCCAAGCCAGGAGUAGCCCCCAAGAACCUUUUAUGUGGUUUUGCUUACUGUGAGUCCUGUCACUUGGAAAACAUUAAAUAAAUUCUGCUGCCCUCCAUCACUUUUUUUUUUUUUUGGUGCUUUUUCUGUUACCCCUUUCAUGGUUGUCUCGUUUUUUUCUCUCCCCCUUUUUAAAAUCCAUCUUUAUAUUACUUCCAAAUAAGCUCAGUUCUUAGUAGCAGUGGGUUUUGUCUGCUUUUGUCAUCCUCCAUCCUGAUUCUCUAGUUUAGUUGUUUCUACAUAAUGCUCUUCUGAUUUCUCUUCUGUGCCCAUUGAGGUGAAAUUGUGCAGCCUUUGUUUCCAGAAUUUAGUUUUCCACUGAAAUGUUUCAGUGGGGUUGAACCAUAGCAAACAUCUCAUCAUUUCUUACGAGAGAUGGGCCGUACCGGGGAGGCUCUUCACUCGCCUCCCCACGGGGUGGUCCUCGCCGUGACUGAAGGAGGGGCCAGGCUUCCUUCUGUGCAUACCUGGCUCCCGUCUCCCAGCCCGCCACAUGGGAGAUUUGCUUCUAUGGUGAGGAGCCUCUGGAAUCCCAGCAGGACAUUCUCAUCUAAACAGUCCCUUUGGGAUUCAGGCGCAGUGAAGGAAGCCAGGUGUCUGUCUUUUGCUACUUAAAAACUUCAUUCUAGUUUAGUGGGUUCUGGACCGGAACACAGGGCCUGAGCAUUAGUUAGUGACGUGCCGUUACUUCAGUGUCAUUCCCUUUUCGCUUUUCCUAGCGGAAUAUACCCUUUUCACCCAGAAGUAUACUGCCUGUUGAACAUGAAUUUCUGUGCUGCACUUUUGGGGAAAUGAUCUGAUUUGAAACAAAUGUGUUCUUUUCCCGUAUUUUGUGGACUAGCAGAGACCUCAUGUGGCCAGCUUGAUUAAUUCAAAUAUAUUUAUUACUCUGCUUCCAAUAAAGGAAUCCAGACUUGGGUGCACCGCUGUGCUAAACAGGAGGGACAGGAAGCCCUAAAGGUUUAAAGAUCCUUUCUUUAGACCAGGUGGGGUUCUUAUUCAUGCUGAAAUUGACUUACUUCUAAUAAACAGGAAAUAAUUUUUUAAUUAGAAAGUUAAUUCACUGAUUUAUCAUAAAUUUGUCAGUUUCGUAGUCCAGUGAUUUGUUUAAGAUUGUAAAAUUGGAGGCGGGAGAGAGUAUCCCUGGCACCUAAUACGGUGCCCCAGCCCUGCCGGGAGUAAGCACUAAAUACCACUGGGUGUGCCCCCCCCCAAAAAAAAAGAAAGAUUCUAUUAUUGGGUAAAAUACGUGUAUCAAAUCUAAAUGUCUUAUCCUUGCUGUGAAUAAUUUCUUGAAAGUAUUAUUUGGAGAUCGAUUACCAGAAGUUUAUGUAGUAAGAUAGUUUUUAAAUCUAACCUAUAAAUACCAGUUUGAGGCACUCAGUCAUUUUGUGAGAGAUUAAUAAUGAUGCUUAAUGGAUCAGAAAGCACUUAGGGAAGAAUAUAUUCCUCCUCUUCUCUGUUUUUUUUGAUAAUUGCAUUAGGAAGAUACCCUAUAAUUAUUCUAUACACAGUGGGAAUUUUAUUGGAUAAUUGUAAUUCCUUUUAUUUCCUGAGUUAGCUUCUUCGCUGGUUGAAUGAGGCAGAGCAGUAGAAAUUUGUAUUUUUAAUCACAUUUCGCACUUGAAACAGUGUCAUUCAUUUAGUUUGAUAUAUUCUGCCUAUCCCUUUUUUUAUUUUUAUUUUUCCUUUUCCUUUUGGGUCACACCUGGAUUACUUCUGAUUCUGCACCCAGGAAUUAACUCCUGACGGUGCUCAGGGGACCGUAUGGGAUGCUGGGAAUUGAACCCGGUUAGGCCAUGUGCAAGGCAGACGCCCUACUUACUGUACUAUCGCUCCAGCCCCUCCCUUCUUUUUUUUUUUUUAAAAAGAAUCCAUGGUGAUCAGCUUCUGCUGCCUAGCCCAGUUGGCCAAGUAUUACCAGGACUGGCCCCAAGACCCCCUGAGCCCCACUUGGGAAGCUCUGCCUACUCUCCAGACACAGGCACAAAUCCAUGGUCAUCAUUACUCUUGGCCUCCUGCAGGAUUCUUCUUGACUCUGGGAGGUUUGCUUCCUGAGGAAAGGUUCACAGUCAGAGGAAUGCUGUAUUGGUCCGCAGAUGAGCAUUUAUGUAGAUUCAACAUUUGGGCUCUUUUGCUCCCAAGAUUUUUGUAUUCCUUCUUAGCCAAAUAACACUCCUUGUGAAUUUUUACAGUGGUCUGUAUCUCCUUGUGAGUUACUAUAAGGAUAAGAUGUUGUGGCGGUCCAAAACUUUGGGUAUUUUAUUUGAAAGUAGAAAUUUCCAGGUUGUUGGAAAUAAUUAGGGUCAACUAGAUUUGCUGAAUGAUGUCAUUGUUUGUUUUGGUGGAAGGAUUUAUUAUUGUGGAUUCACCAAAUGCUUCUCAAAAAUGUACCAUCCCGGAGAUUUUAUUUAUAGCAGUUUUGAUUUCCCAGCACAUACUAUAAAUUGUGUUUCCAGUUUUUCUCAACUAAUUUAACUUUAUUCUUGUGUUUUGUUUUUCUGCUUUUGGUUUGGGUUUUUUGUUUGUUUGUUUGCUUGCUUGUUUGUUUUUUCCCCUAGACUUAUCUCAUUUUUCUGUGACAUUGUUUACAAAGUGUUUUUGAAAAAAACUCAACUCAUUCUGAGACGUGCUCUUUUAUCGUUGUAUAUCACAGAGCAGUGAUUAAAAAUUGUAAAAAUUGUCUGUUUGUAAAGAAUUAAAAUAAUGUUCAGAUAUUGCUCUAAUGACGCUUGCCAUAUUUAUUUGCGGGACAGUAAUAUGGCCAUGUCAGCAUUAACAAAAGGGCCUGUUUUGACUUUCUGGCACUUGGAAUAUACUCAGCCUUAUAAGUGUUCCUUCCUCUCAAAUCCAAAUGCCAAACCUUUUUCGUCAUCAUAACCAAUGAUAAAAUCCUAUGACUUUAGAUUCUGUAGCUCUGGGUCUAAGGAGUUAUUUGAGGUUAUAAAAAAAAAUAAGAGUUCAUGUAGUGUGGAGAGAUGGUAUUGUAGGAAGUCAUAUUACUGUUCGUUUCUGUUAGGUAGAAUGGUAACAGAUCUUGAAUUGGACUCCAGUUCCCAACUCAACAGCCUGAUCAGAGGUGGCUGGAUCUUGUUACACUCAAAAACAUAUACCCUCCUAGAGAUUUUGUGUAUAACCGUUUGAUUUCCCAGCACAUAUUAUAAAUUGUGUUUCCAGUUUUUCUCAACUAAUUUAACUUUAUUCUUGUGUUUUGUUCUUUUGCUUUUUGGUUUGGGAGCAUUUUGUUUGUUCGUUUGUUUUUUGCCCUUCAGACAUCACCUAGCUUGAAUGAGAACAGAUUGCUGCGUGGAUAUAUGUAAGACCUAGAGGGUGAGCAAAAGAUGUGGGGCAGAGAAUGUUGAUUAGGGAAGUUUUCCAGUCCUAAGAUACCACUUACUGAAAUUAUGAGAUAAUUUGAUUUCCUUUGUUCUGCUAUUCUAACAAUGUCGGUGAAAAAAACAGACAUUGUCUGGCAGUAUCCUGUUUCACCCAUCAGUGGCAUUUUCCUUUGUUCUAGCUUUCGGUUCUGUUUCAGGAUCACAUCUGACAGUGCCCAGGGCUGACCCCUGGCUCUGCGCUCAGGAAUCACUCCUGGCAGGGCUUGGGGGACCACAUGAGAUGCCGGGGAUUCAUCCCGGGUCAGUUGCGUGCAAGGCAAGUGCCCUUCCUGCCGUCCUACUGCUCCAGCCCCAAGUCAGUGGCAUUUUUCACUUACGUGUGUAGAACCUCAAGGAUAGAGCUAGAGAGAAGAAGGUGGGAGGAGGAGAGCAGGAGUUCAGGGAUUUGAAGGGCCAUUAGUCUAAAUGAGAAGGAAAGCUCAUGAUUCUAACUCUGAUUAUGAAAGGAUAAUCAGAAUAUUACAGGCAAUUCGGUUAUUCCUGAUAAUAUUUGAUAAGCAGAAUUACUUGUGGUUAGUUGCUGUUCUCUCCUUCCAGACAGCUGUUGGAGAACUUAAGACAGAGAGCAGUGUUAGGGGUUCUGGAUAUUGGGGGGGGGGUGUGUCUCGUGACCACAUGUACAGGUGCUCAGGGCUCCAUCUGGUUCUCCACUCAGGGAUCAGCUCUAGUGGGUCACCUGAGCAGGUGACCAUAGAUUGUACCCAGACCGGCCGCUCUCCUAGCCUCGGCCGGCCCUUGAGCUCUGGAUCUUGACACUAGGUGAGCAGCCUCUGACAUGCAGCCCGCUCCUUGCUAAGGCUGCAGAGGCAGAAGCAGCACUGAGGCAUCUGAUCGUGCAGUGGGGCGCUCCCGGGCCUCACUUGUUCAUCGAAUGGGAGCUCUCGGCUGCCACGCAGCUCGUGCCAUCUGGGAUGUUAGCGUUCACAGCGGUUAGUUGGGGUGUCAGAGCUGUCUGCCACAUGAAACCGGCCCGGGGAGAUCUUCACUCUCCGGCUGCACUUCAUAGGCAAUGGAUGCCAAAUUAAUUAGCAGAAAAGGGGGAUAGAACACCACGUGUGAUGUACUGAACAGGCACGCGUGUGUAUGAUCAAGCAGUUGCUCGGGAAGCCAAUUUGGAAAUUUCUUUCUCUCCCUUGUUAUCAAAUCUCAGGAAAGCCUCUGAAACAGCUGAGCAACUGUCAUUUGGAUGGUGUUCUUUCUCUAGCCCUUGACAAUGGGGGGAAAAAUAGUCAUUUCAUGUUUAAGUAUUCAUCCACACAGAACUGAUCUUUCAUCAGUUUCGUUUCUGUGCUUUAAAAUUAAUUAUACAUACUCCCAAGGGUCUCUUCUACCCAGCCAAGGACUGCAUGAGUUCUGGGCUUGGCUCCGAAAGUAUAGAAUAAUUUGUUUUAGUCUUCCAGUCUCCUCCACGUCUCUCAGUGUUUAAUUUAAUUAGAAAAGGUACCUGGAGUAAGUCCAGUUCCUCCCCACAGCACAGAGCCUGGUGGAGUCCUCGUGCACGAAGGAGAGGAUCUUGUACUAUUAAACUUUGUGGGAGACUGUUCGAGCACCUUGCCUUGAAAUUGCAUUUUCCCUUGCGAAACAAGGGGGGUCGGGGCUUGUGGGAGAAGUGAGGACAGAGCUGCGUGGCUCUGCAUGCCGCCGCCUGCUUGGGGAGUCCCGGUACCCCCUUGCACCUUUAGGAAGGCUCCCCGGGGUCUCCCAUACACACUCGCCGUCCUUGUCGAAUCACGACCCCUGCACGGAUUGUCUCUCCACUCCCCGUGCAGCGGGACACCACUGUCUACACGAUUAAAUACAAGGAAGAUGCUUUGGAAGCCCUGCACUUGGGCUUCCCCAAGAGAUCCACCCCCCCACUUUCCCAGAAAAAGAUAACUUUGGUAAUUUGUCAGUGGUGAACAUUUCCCUUGCCCCCCCCCACCACCACCACCUUUUUUGUGUGUGGGUGGCGGGAGGAUGCUGUGUCCCAGCAAGCCCAGCCCACGGAGGACUACCUUUCCUCAGUGUCACCUCCAGCCAGCCAAGAUUCGCUUCAUUGUUGCCUUGAAGCCUGCUGGCUUCUUGGCUUUGUGGGAAAUAUCUUUCUAGUUGAAUGUCCUAGAUGGAUUAUGAUUAUGUUUCCCUCAGAAUCUUCAGCUCCUUAGAAUUUGCACAAGAAGGUGACAUUUUCAUGACGAGAUCCCUUGGUGAAUGCAUUUGCUGGCGUCUCCGAGAUGGCCCGCCCUUGUCCUCACUGUGAAAUCUGUGUGGAGCUGAGGCUGCACUCAGAGGUGUACAGGGAAACUUAAGACUUUUUUUUUCUUUUCUUGGUCUUAGCAACAAGCAUAAUUCUGCUUUUCCAGGCAUCAUAUUUGUAAGCAUCUUGGGAAGGACGUCAGAAUUUUAAAAAUAAAACUUAACAGAAAAAAAAACAAACUUCUGUCAGUUAGAAGUGCUGUGUCUAGAAGUAAAGGUUGCUUCAACUCGAGGCAGACCCUCAGAGUAAAGUGGACUGGAAAUGUAGAUUGAGAAUGAAAACAUAACCUUGUUCCUCACCAGUACGCUGUCUUCCGAGUCUGCCUUGCUCACGGACUCGAGUCCCGGCUCCUUGUCGUUUUAGAACAGCCCCUGAGCCGGCACUUGGUGUCUCAGCAGCCGUCCAGGUAUCUGAGAGGGGACUUUUAAAUAGCACUUACGGGUUUUCACAAUUAUAGAAAGUUCGGAAGUGACUCAGUAUGAAGAAAGGAAAACUGCUGUUGGCUGGUGAGACUCACUUGUUUUUCCUGACUUCUUGUAUCGAACAUGGUAAAAUCGAGAGAAAGGUGAGAGAGAGAGAGUGUGUGUGUCACCCUCCUUCUCAUGCUUUACCACCGCGGAGGACUGUGGUACAAGCGUCUCUCCCUAGCCUUGCAGUCCUUCAGACCCCGUCCUUUCCUCAGCAUACAGUCUGGAAAUAACUGCUAAUACGUAUCUUUGCCGUGUAAGUGGGCGUAAGAAAUUACCUAGAAGCUGUAGGGCCUUGUUUAUCUCGUUGGAAGUUUAAUCUUGAAAACUCACUGGAAAUUUUAAGCCCUCAUGCACCAUUUUGGACGGAUGGAGCCUUUUCACAUAUAAUGAGCUUUCUGCCGUAAAUGGACUUUUUUCUUAACAUGACCACCACUAAACUCCCAUCCCAAAAGGACAGAGUACUUUUCAGGGACCAAAGGAGAAGCAGAGAAAGGCCUUGGAGAAGGGCCUGGGAGAUAGCCCAGAGGGCUCGAGCCCAGGCGUUGCACACUGGCCCCCAGCUCAACUCCCGGCCCCCCCGGCCCCCCGAGUAGAGCCAGGAAUAACUGCUGAGCACUCCUGGAUGUAGCCCAAAAACUAAAAAGCAAAAGACAGGAGCCCUGUAAUACAAAAAGACUCAUUUCUCUGCCCAUCAGCUGAGGUCCAGAGCCCUCCAUUUCCGUGUCCAUAUGGCAUGCUUGACUCGUGUGGGCGAGGAGAGCCAGCCUUCAUGGGGGUCUCCUCGCCGCCCUCCUCUCCUGGCAGCCUGAGCUUGGGGUUAUCUGGCCUGUGCUAGUUGAUGUUUCUGAACAGAAGGGGUUGGGGGUGUCUGUCCUCUCCAUUGUUCUAAGUCAUCGUGAGCUGUAUUGAGUGUGUCCUUCCGUGUCCCCUCUCUCCCCUCAUGGUCUUCUCUGGCUUCUCUUACUUUCGCCUAAUCUGUAUGGACUUUUUUAGGUUGCGUAUUUUGGGUUUGUGUCUCUCUUUAGUGCAAGUAAUUUUCCGACCCCUGGUUUGGUGACUGUGUUAAUACUGCUUCGUGAAGAAAUGAGUGUUCUGUUGAACAGCUGCAAUUGUAGAAUUAUGUUGUAUGUAAUGUACAUAUGGAGAAAGGAUGUAUUUUGUUCAUUUUUCUUAAUAAAAAGCAUAUGGGCACUACAA